UGCAGUUUCCAGGAAUCAAGGGUGUAUCCCUUCUCCUGUGCUGUAGGGUUUGUACUUGUUCCAAUAGUAUUUCGGUGCACCAAUUAUUACUGCUGGAGGAUUCAGAACCAGGAUCACUUUUUAGAAUGAUCUAAUUUGUUUGAACUGAGGAAUAUGAACAGGAAUUAAAUUUUUUGUUUGUUUUUAAAUCAGAAUUCCUGACCUCCCCACCACCACUUGACAUCUUUUAAAAAGUAAGUGUGGCCUUUGUGCAUAUCAGCUGUAUGGAUAAUUCCCAUCUCCCUUUAAUGUCCUGUUGCUAUUUGUAUUGUGCAUGUACGCUGCUGCACUUGCUCUCACAACAGCCACUGCUCCCAGUGGCGUAGCGUGGGUUGUCAGCACCCGGGGCAAGGCAAGUAAUUUGUGCCCCCUAACCCGGGGCAAGGCAAGUAAUUUGCGCCCCCUAACCCCUAACCUGCCGCCGCUGCCAGCUUCUUCUUGCUGCUGCCUGGUCUGGUCUGGUGUGGUUCUCUCCCGCGCUCAGCGCUGCGCUGGGCGGCCGCUGCACUGUCCCUCCCCCAGAUAGUCCCUCGCUCUCUCUCUGCACCGCACGCCUGGCACCCACCCCCUCCACAGUGGGCGGCGACCCAGCGGCUCGGAUCGGAUUCGCACAGCCAGCACUGCAGUGAGAGAGUGAGCCAGGUAGGGGCAGAGAGCUGCGAGUGCGAGCGCGCCCCCCCCCCAGAUGUUGCACCCGGUGCGGCCGGGCCCCCCCUGCACCCCCCACGCUACGCCACUGACUGCUCCUAUUUCACAUAUGAAAGCAGAAUGCUUGAGGCUGUGUGGCAGCGGAGGACUUCUGUUUACUUUUAACAGCUGGGCAAUCCAACAAGCAUAAAGAUUAAGCAACAGGUAGAGUUUGGUCUAUUGCGUCUCUGAACAACAGAGAAAGACGAAAGGAGCUGCCGGGAAGAAAACAAACCUGUUUGUGAAAGACGAAGGAGCUGCCGGGAAGAAAACAAACCUGUUUAUCGGCGUCGCCCUGCUCAGUUCCCACACAUCUCUUUUGGAGGGAGUGUUUCUUCUUCACUUUAAGGGAAGAUGUAACAGUUUGUUCCGCCUUCAGGGGCUGAAAUCUUCCUAGCGAGAUCAUUAAGGAGGGUCGUGUGAAGGCGGUGCUGCGCUGCCCAUCGGAGCAGAGAACGGGGUUCUUGAAAUCAUGGUGCGAGAAGGAGGGAAAGAGGCUGUUUGAAUGAGUAACCAGUUCAAGAACCUGCAGGCAGGCAGCCCUUGGAGCUUACUCCCAAGGGAGCAUGCAUAGGAUUGCAGCUUGUCCUUUACAAGCAGCUCUGCAAAAGGCAGAGCUGCAGCUUGGAAGGUUAACGGUUACAUUUAUUGCGGCACAAGCUUCCGCACCCCUAAUCUCACCUGCCGCUACAAAUCUGCUGGCCUUUAUAAGGCGCCCGGUGCCAACUGGAGGCGCUGCUCGCUUUCUCUUUAAAGGGAGGGGACAGGAGAGCGACAGAGAGACGCGCCGGUCGGCUCGGGCCUCUUAAAGGGCGCCCUGUCUCUUUAAGGAGGAGAGAAGUUAAAGCAGCCGCCGAGCCCUUGCCGUUUCCGGCAACACAGGCCCUCGGUACGUAGCGUCCCUUUUUUGGCACCGGGAGGUAGUGGCUGAGGCGCCGCCUCGUGGAGUGGGUGGGUGGGAGGGAGGGAGAGGGUCCAUCCUGCGGCCUGGCCCAAAGGGAGGCUUCACACGUUAGGGGGAAAGGAAAGAGAAAGACCCGUGUCUGCGCGGGUGGAACACCACCCCCUUGCCGGCUCCCUGGUGCGCAGACCCCACGUUCGAAUGAUGCAGCCGGGGGCUUAUUCAUUGCGCCCAAAUAGGACCGCAGGGAAGGGAAGCGAUGGCUGCUGCCCCUCUCUUCCCGCCAUAAGAACCAUCUCCUAAUACAGAUGGGUCCCUCCUUCGUGUCCUUUAACCGCCUUAGCAGUGCCAAGGGUGGGUUUUCUCCCUCGCAGCCACCUUUAUGGCAUUAAAUAUGGAAGCGGCGGUGAUUUGCAUGGAACCGGGAAGUGAUUUUGGGCUGACACAUAGAUAGGUAACGAGCGCAAGGCUCCUGGUUACAUCAAGGCUUGUCUCUUGCUACGUCUUCAGUCUCCAUGUAAUAAAAGCGUAUUUGCUUGGAAGUUAGCUUCAUGGGUUCCCCAAAAGCACUUCAGGGUUGGGUAUUUUUGGGGGGGGGGGCUGUUAGGCACUGGGUAGUUUUUUCUUUCCCUGCUGGAAGACUGCAGUCGCCAGAAUACCUGCCUGCCUGCUUUCCCAUACCUUGACCACUACAGAUUUCCAGUAGGAUAUUCCGUCAGCAACCUUAGGACUUGAAAGAUAAAGCAGCACGAAACUGCUUCUGAGGAAGUGCCCCUAGAUUUUGUGUACGUGGUGUAAGAAGCAGCAAGAGCACCAGGAAAGAUACUGGGGGGCUAAUGCUACUGUAACGGUACCUCUCGGGCUGUGACCACAUAGUAAGACAGCCAUCCAGGGCAACCGCCGCUGUAUGGAUCUGGCAACUUUUCACCAUACCACAGUAAAUCACUGAAGAGAAUCAUUGGCAGUGGUGCAGAUUUGUAGGGCGUUUGACAUGCGUACAGAUACAGUGCAGCCUUCAUCCUGUGUGUUUGUGACUUUUUGUUGCCUUGCACAAGGCAAAGAUGACUAAUAUAUUAUUAAAAAAGAACAUUAGGAAUCACAUUUGAAUUUCUAGCAGACAUCAGGUUGCUUUUUUGUUUGUGUGAUUCAGGCCCUAGACUUUUGAGUUUGCUUUUUGUAAUUUAGUUUAUUAUAUUAAUUGCCAGAAAGGUAUUUGCACCCAGGUUAGUUGGCUUGUAUGUUUCUGUUUAAAAAGCUGUAGUAAGGAGGGAUUGCUUUCCUUUUCCCCUGUUCUAGUCUGCCUGAGCCAUUUAUUUGCGAUCCUCGGAUGAAGGGCGGUAUAGAAAUUUAGUAAAUAAUAAUAAUUCUGCCCGUUAUAUCCGUAUUUAUAUCAUUCUCCUUAUUGCUUGUAGUAAUCUGGAUGAAGUGGACUAAUCUUGUUGGGAGUCUAUCUGAAGGUUUCUUCAGAUUCCCAGGAUGUUUCAUAGAUUCCAGAGCUCUGUGAUUCAGUUUUGUCAAUAUGUGAAUAAUAGAGUUCCAUUUUUAAUCUGAAAUUGUAUUUAACCUGCUUCAUGUUUUCAAGCUAUUUUUCACUUCUGAGCACUUCGUUGGGACAUUGGUGCAUGAAUGGCAACUGUGGAUGACCUAAAGUUUCAUGGUAACUUAUAAAAUUACACUUAAAAUCUCUGAAUUAUUCUGCAGUAUGUGCAUGGGGCCAUUGCAUUAAUACCACAUAUAAUUAAUCCAUGUUUCAUAAUGCACAGUUUUGUGAGCUCAACAUUACUGCUGAUAGUUUUAAAAGCAACGUUUAUCAGUUAUGGAACUGAGCUCAGUUGUCUCUACAUAAUGGGAAUAUUAUGGGGAAGGUGAUAGAGCGUUUUGCGCAUGAAGAGUGCAUUAAGUAAUAGCUUAAAGUUCUGCCAGUUUGCUAGGUGCUUAUUCUAAUUAGGACUGAAAGCCCAGUUACAGUUCCUACAGUUAGGUAGUAUGCCACUGGUUCAAAUGUAUAGAAAGCCGACAGUUACAGCAGACAAGUAGGAGGAGUGACUCUUUUUGGAGCUUGCCAUUGUGAAAAUUGCAGUAGAUGUGAACUGUUUCUGUUCUGGCAGUCUACUGCAGUUCUAAUUACUUAAAAUGUGUGUGGGUUUAUACCAUUAGUAUUAAUUUGUCUCCUGCACCUAUUGAUUUAUGUUUCUGUGCUGCUCCCCUUUCAAUAUGCACUAGUUCAAAUAGCCUUUCUGUCUAGUGAACUCAACCCUAGGGUAUAGAUUCAGGUCUGCCAUCAGCUAGUGUGCAGGAGGUAGACCAGUAGCACAUCUUACUCGGAAAAAACAAAAUCUUUUUAACUGAGCGCCAACACAAGCUUUGCAACAUAAUGAUGGGAGAGCCCUACUAAUUUCAUACAGUUGCAUGCCCUGACAGUUAGCAAUGUGAAAAUCUAAACUUCAUUGGAAUGACUUGUCUUUCAGAAUUUGAUGAUGCAGCCAAUUUGUUGGCAGCAAAUCCGGAUGCUGUCACAAUAAGCAUUGAUGAACCAGCUGAGAAACCAAAAACAAAGCAUGGACAUCUGCAAGAUUCUGGGAGAGAGGAGGAUGAUGAGCUAUUGGGGACAGAUGAUUCUGAUAAGACUGAGGUUAGAGGACAAUGUAAAGAUGUUUUCUGACAAACUGAUUUUCCUCCUCAAGCUUUUAAUUAGUACAACAGCUAUUUUAAAUAAAUGGAAUAUGUUGUGUGUAAAUAGCAGCAGAAGCCACUCGGGGUAGUCAUCUGUGAGAAGGAGAAAACAUAGGAUAGUCCUUGGCCAGGCUGCUCUGUAGCAAAAAGAUUGUAUUCCUGAGAAGUUUAAUACCCCAGACAGGGUGUUGGAUGGGUUCCUAGCCUUCCUAGAGAAGUAGGCACAGUAUUGGAAGAUAUCUCAUGGGGUGUAAGUUGGAAUGGGGAUAGGAGAGCUUUUUUGUUAUCAUUAUUCACUUGCUGUUUUUUCUGUUAGCCCUGAGCUGGUUUGUGAAAGUGCUCUCGUACCUGUUACAAUCUCAGGUGGUAAGCACUACAUUAAUGGUUUGGGGCACUUGUAUAUGUAAGCAGAUAUUGAAGAAAAAUAAUUGACUUCAGAAUAUUCCCUGUGAAAACUGUUCUACAUGGCUUGUUGGUGCCCUUUUACUGAAUUGCUUUCUAUUGAAUUUCUUUCUUUCUAGCCACUGGAAGAUUUGUUCAGUGGCAAUACUUUCCCCGCUUUGACCAGAGGUGUGUGAAUCCUCUGUAGUGCUGUGUGUGGCUUUCCCACAGGACUGCAAAUUGGAAGAUAUUAUAUACAGCACAUAUAACAGGCAGUGAUGAAAUAGAUACUUCCUGAGUGGAGUGGCUAGAGUUGACUGAAGGACACAGGGUUGGUACCAGGUUGUCUGAACUUGUGGCCAGUGGCCUGACAAUACCACACACACUGUUUCAGAAAGAUGGGCUUGAAGAAUUAGCAGGGUGGUAACAAUAAUAUAUUUGACAUACAUUUUGCUGAAAAUUCUUCUUCCAAGUUGAAAUGUCUUUUCCCACUUUGCUCAAAUAUAUUUGCAAUUCCUAUGAGUUAAAAAGACCUGCCUGUUAAAAUGACCCGCUAAUACUGAAUUAGCAAUCUUUUUCUCUUCUUCUAAAAUUUCAGUUGCUUGCCGGACAGAAGAAAAGUGCCCCAUUUUGGACAUUUGAGUAUUACCAAACAUUUUUUGAUGUCGAUACAUACCAGGUUUGUAAUUUGCAGUAAUGUCUCUAUUAAGGCACCAUGCGCAAGUGAUCUUCAGCUUGCUUUUUUGUGCAUAGAGCUGGUAGCGGAUACUAUCUGCAACUGUUCAGAGUUCAUGUUUCCAUAUUCAUAGGUCUCCAAACAAAAAAAGUACAAAUGAUUCAUUCUUUUUGAAAAUGUAUCUGGCCUCUUGCCGCUCCCUGCCACUUGAAAUUGCCAAUACCAAUCAAUGCAUGCGUGAUUACUACUUUGGUAGCACUAUUAUAAUAAUUAUCAGCAGAGUUUGCUGUGCACUUCAGUCUCUGGAGUUCUGUCCACAAAUGCAACCUGUUAUUCAAAGUGCCGCAUGCUUGCACCCUUUACUACUGUGUGCUGAGUCAUCAAAUUUCAAUGGCAGCUUAACUGUGGAUGUUAACUAUGGAAAUAAUAGGACAAGUGUUAUGCAUCAAUAUAGCAAUAUAAGAAGUAGGUGGGGCGGAGGGAUAGGCAAACCAUUCUUACAACUGAAGCAAGAAGAAAAUACAGAGGGGAUAUCCAGACAACUGUGCCAUUUCAAACACUCAAAGCAAUUAUCUAGUUCAGAUGUCACAAUAAUUUAAUUAAAUAAUUUAAUAAAAAUCAUUUAUCUUCAGUCAAAUGUUUUGUAUUACUUUUAUUAGGUCCUUGACAGAAUCAAAGGUUCUGUUUUUCCAGUACCAGGGAAAAACUUUGUAAGGCUGUAUAUUCGAAGUAAUCCAGAUCUUUAUGGUACGUGCAAAUGCUAAAAUUGUCAUGAAAGAACUUCAAUUUUUUCCAACACUGGGUCAGUCAGUCAGAAUAAAUGAUCUUUUGCUUUUGUUUCCAUUAAGGUCCCUUUUGGAUAUGUGCCACGUUAGUCUUUGCCAUUGCUAUCAGUGGCAACCUUUCAAAAUUUUUCAUCCAUCUGGGCAAACCUGAUUUCCAUUAUGUGCCUGAAUUCCGAAAAGGUUUGUGUUAAAAGCUGUAUUCCAAAUACAUUUGAAUUCCUGGUGGUUCACUGUUCUAGCUAAGAUAACAGAAGGAGAAAUUUAAGAUAGUUAGCCACCAUAUAAAAGGUUUUGUUCCGAAGUACAUGGCAGUUCAAGAUACUAAGUUCCUCACCAAUCUAGAAGCAAGGAAGAGGCUGUAGAUAUGGUGUGUAUAAUAUUGCCUGACCUAGACUGAGAGCUUAGGCAAGUGAAGACAGGAAUGGCUUAGGGAGCAGCCAGGCAGAUCUGGGUGACCAUAAGAGAAUGCAUGUAUCAGGUAAUUGUUCUUAGUUAUGUAUGGGUGUUGAGUUAUAGAGGCUCUGUAACUUUGGCAGCCUAAUUCAGUGUUCCAUUUCUCUUACUGAGUGACAGAGAUAACAGAGGCAUAUUUUAAGGUGUGUCAAUAUGCAGCCCAGGGCAGCCCGUGAGACCUGAUUUCAAAAGGCUAACUGCUGCUAGAUGAUUAUCAAUCAAACACAGAGUAAUGCAGCCAACUGUUAUGUAGUUUUAAUUUACAUCCUUUGAGUUCAGUAUUUCUAUGAUGUGAUAGCUUUGAUUAUUUUGCUGUGAUUUUGAAUGCUGAAAUAAAUCUCUUUACAGUGUCCAUAGCUGCUACAGCCAUCUAUGCAUAUGCUUGGCUAGUUCCUCUAGCUCUCUGGGGAUUUCUUAUGUGGAGAAACAGUAAAGUUGUGAACAUUGUAUCCUACUCAUUUCUUGAGAUUGUGUGCGUUUAUGGCUAUUCACUUUUCAUUUAUAUUCCAACAGCGGUAAGUUGAAUAUAAAGAAUUCCUGAGUAUAUGAAGAGUCUUGAGGAAGUGCUGAAUAAAUUGUUUUGAUUUUUUUAUAAUAUAAACAGAUCAAUACAGAUUGUUGACAUUUUAUAUGGGAAGUUUAGAUGAGAAAUCCAUGCAUGGCCUGCUUAAUUCACCUUGGAAAUACUGGACAAAAUUCACUGAGAUUUGCCCUAAGUUGCAGAAAUGUGCAUUCAUAAUUUAAUCUGAACUAAGGAAGGGAUGCUUCUUGCUGUUCCCUCCAGCUGUUAUGCACAUGGAUUCCAUGCACUAUGCUGUUUCAAGUGGCCACACUGAGGAAUGCUUUUCUGUAGGGCUGCUGCUUGAACAUGGGUGCCAUCUGAGAUGCUGUUGAAAUCUUUUGACAGAUCCUUUUUUUUGAGACCCCCUUAGUUGACUAAUGAAACAAAAAAAAUGUGUAUCGAGUAUCAUCAGUAUCUUAACUUGUUGAAGGAAGGGAGGGAUUGAUGGUGGACUUUGGAUAGUAGCAAUGCAGAGUAUUUUCCUGGAAACAGCCAUUGCCUACUGUUCACUACAGGGACACGGGUGGCGCUGUGGGUUAAACCACAGAGCCUAGGACUUGCUGAUCAGAAGGUCAGUGGUUCGAAUCCCCACAACGGGGUGAGCUCCCGUUGCUCAGUCCCUGCUCCUGCCAACCUAGCAGUUUGAAAGCACGUCAAAGUGCAAGUAGAUAAAUAGGUACCGCUCCGGCGGGAAGGUAAACGGCGUUUACGUGUGCUGCUCUGGUUCUCCAUAAGCGGCUUAGUCAUGCUAGCCACAUGACCCGGAAGCUGUACGCCGGCUCCCUCGGCCAAUAAAGCGAGAUGAGCGCCGCAACCCCAGAGACCGUCAUGACUGGACCUAAUGGUCAGGGGUCCCUUUACCUUUACCUUACUGCUCAUUACAUAUGCAUCAUUGUGUACUGUAUUGUGGGCCACAGUUCUAGAUUAUGUCUUGAAGAGCAGCCAAUUUAUAACUUUACUCAGUAUUUAGUUCAAGACAUUGGUUAUAUAUAGAAACCGUUUGUGGGUGCUCUUACUAAUUUUCUCAUUAAAAUCCAGAAAAUUCUGUUUCUGUAAGAUUUUAUCUGAUUCAAAUCAGCAAAAACUAGAACUGCAUUUCCUUUCUUUUUCUUUACAGAUAUUGUGGAUUAUUCCACAGAAAGCUCUCAGAUGGGUUUUGGUGGUAUUUGCUUUGUGCCUUUCAGGAUCUGUCUUAGUGAUGACAUUUUGGCCUGCUGUUAGAGAUGACAACCGAAGGAUUGCAGUGGCUACAAUUGUGACUGUGGUACUUCUCAAUGCCUUGCUUGCUGUUGGUUGCUUGGUAUGACAGUUGUUUCCUAACUUUUCAAUAGUUUUUUCUUAGGUCAGUUUUCAUGAACAGUUAAAAGCUUCACCUAUGGAGACCUUUAUUCAUGGAGAAAAUCUGCAAUCCUCACAAAUAAAUGUGUUUGUACUUACUGUAAAUAACUCUAGAAAUGGGUAGCAUUUUAAAAAUAGGAUUUCUGUACCAAGUCAUGUCUACAAAUGCCUAUCAGUGACUGGCUUAAAAGCUGUUGUAAGUGGCUAAGUGUUCCUAUAUUGGAGUAGGGUAUAAAACCAGUAUGUUGAACAUGCUUAAAUCCCAUGCCUUGAGCACUUGCUUGCUUGUGUAAACUUUUUUGGCUUAUUUACCCUGGAAAUUUUAGUUUUGGUAACUUUCAUAUAAUUAAUUGAUGCUAUAAUCUGUUUUUGUUUCAUUUGUUCACUAAAUCAAUAUAGUCGGUAUUGCAGUCAUCUUUUAAAAUCCAGUGGUAAAGCUAAUGGUUGUAUUACAUCUUCCCUGCCCACAUAAGCAAUACAAAUGUAAAAAGUACAGUAUAAAGGUUAACCUGUGAUAUUCGUAAUAUACUACUGUCCCUUCUUCUCACCUUCUCCAAUAAUGUAGGCAUACUUUUUUGAUGCCCCUGAACUGGAUGUUGUUAUGCCAACUACUUCACUUCCACAAAAUGUAACAAUAAGAGCAAUGAAGGCACAGUAACAAAGGUAAGCAUUUCAAAAGUUACGCCCUAUGUUGGUGGUCUUGCUAUAACUCGCUUCAAUUUAAGCAGUGAUGCUUGUUGGGUCGAAUUCUAUGUUAAGUGUGCUUGGGUUCUCAGGUGGGUCUUCUAAUUACAUCCUUGCAUGCUGUGCUUGUGCCACAGCAGCUGUGAUGACACCCUGCACAAGGCAAGUGUGGCACUGCUGGACAAAUUAAGCAGCCUUUUAAUUCCCCUCGCCAUCAUGAAUGAAUUUCAGCAACUCACCUAUGCGGGGAAAACUCAAUAUAUGAGCCUGGAGACACCAGUAGGAUAGAGGCAAAAUGCCCCUAGUAGCCCUGAACCUUAAAAAUCAAUUUUGCUCACAACUGCAUAGUAUCUUGUGAUGAUUCUUGGUCACAGUGAAAUGUGAGAAAAUGCUGUAAACCCACUUAUCACUCCCCACCCUCCCAUUUAGACAAAGUACAUCUGACAGUUCUUUACAUGAUAGCAUACAGAGGCAGUCAUGUUUAAUUAGCUAACAGGCUUGCUUCAGUGCUUAUCUGUAUCCUUCUGGGUGCAUUUCAUGGAUAUGAUCAUUUUUUGUUACCAGAUGAGUAUUUCUACAGAUUAGAAUUAGAACUGGAAUACAUGAGGGCCCACAUCCAAAAUCUGAAUAUGUUCUAUUAAAAUAAAAAUGGACCUUUGCAACGUAUCUGUACAAUUAAAACACAUUAACAAAACUGCAACGAAACUAAGAAGUGCUUCAGAACAAAGACAAAUGCAAGUUUACAGGUUUUGCUCUCCUUUCUAAGUUUUUUAUUCUGGACAAAUUGUGUAGACAGUAGCAAAGAUGCUCUAGAACGUGAUGCCUUCAGCAUUCUGCAUUUUAGAUUCAUAAUACUAGCUUGCUUGUCUUUCCCUCCUCAGAUAUAUAUUUCUUCAUCUGUGGGAUAUUGCUUUAUUGGGGCUUUCCCAUAUUGAAAAAAAGAAAACCCCAAAGAUCUGAAAAGAAGCAUCAGCGAAAGCCAAAAGUUCUUAAUGACACAUCAGCAGAACCAUCUAAAUUCAUAGUACCUCACCCUUGAAUGAUCAACUAGUAAUGGACUUAGCUGAAAUUCUGCUCUGUUGAAGCAAAAGAUAAAAAAAGGUUUCAGUUCAGUGGAAUCAAUUUCACCUGGCGAUUUGAAUCCUAAAAAUUUCAGAGGUAGAUUUAAACCCUAAUAAUUUAUUAUUAUUUUUUAUCUUCUGUAUAAUUCUUGUUUUGUCAUCAAAUAAAAUUGACCCAAAAUGCCACCAUUUCUAAAUAUUUCUUCCCAAAAGCCUGUAUAUUUUGCUGUAUUUAUAAUACAUCAUCAGCAUCCACAGGAUUUUUGGGGGAGGAUGGGAGCAUAUGCAUACAAACAUAGUUAUAGCUGACCAAGUUUUGCUCAGAAAAGACCAAUUUAAAUUAGUGGACCCAAGUUAGUCAUGUUCAUUCAUUUCAGAACGUCUACUCUAAGUGGGACUAGCAUUGGAUACAAACCAUAAUAUUUUUAUGAGUUUGUGGAUCCCAGCCCUCUAUAAUCCCUGGACCCAGCAGGUGUUAGAUUUAAUCAAGGCUUGUGUGUUAAGCUGAGUGCUAGACACUUCUGAUUCCAGGAUGCAGCAAGUGUCAAAAGCUAAUUAAGCCAGGCUAGCAUCCUGGGCGAUGGGCCAUUAAGAGGACCAGGGAUCAAAGUGCUUGUUGUGCUAGAUUGGCAAAAGGCGGGCCUUCUCUCCUUCAACAGAUAAAGCCAGAGUUUAGAGAAGAGGAGUUAGGAAAACUGUAAGCUGGAGAGACAGCGAGGUGGGUGGGAGAGCAAUGUUUGAUGUCUGUCUGAAUCCAAGGCUGUGACUAUGAGAGAAGACCCUUUUGGGGGGUCUGCUGUGAGCCCUUCCAUCAUAGGCUCAGGUUGUAUAUAUGUGUAAAUAAACCAUAUAUCAUAAAGACA
Messenger RNA from Podarcis lilfordi (Lilford's wall lizard), 11103 nucleotides. Lineage: Eukaryota; Metazoa; Chordata; Lepidosauria; Squamata; Lacertidae. The record is from the annotation of a GenBank genome assembly.